AUGGUCAUUGAAAAUGGUAUUGACUAUUAUUUAAAAACUGCUAAACCAGUCAUUCAAGGUAAAGUUGAAUCAAUAAUGGUUAAACCACAAGCUCAUGAUUUAUGGUUUAAAACAAUUCAAUCAGAUUUAAAAGAAUCUGUUUUUGGUACACCAUUUGGUGGUUGUUUUGCAUGGUAUUCUAAUGAAAAAGUAAUUUCAACUACACAUGCAUGGUCACAAAUGCAUUUUUGGUAUAUAACCCAUUUUCCAAAUUAUGCAGAUUUGAUAUAUGAAAAUAAAAAAAAUGCAUAAAAUUUUGCAACCAAAUAUUUGUAACGCUUUUGCUAAUUAUGCCUCUUGAACUAAUCUUAUCACCACUAAUGAGACCAUUAGUGCAGGCUAAAUCAAUCUUGUUUAGUCCACAUCGUACACCAUCACAUUAUGUACCACAAAUUAAAGAAAUUCCAAAAGAUGUUUCACAAUAUGUUAUUUUAAAAAGAUUUGGUUCAGGAAAUAAAAUAUUUGAUGUUUUUGAUACAGAAAAGGGGAAAUAUCCAAUUGGUUCAAAUAAUCCAAAUGAUAGAUUAUUUUAUUUUCAUAGAUCAAGAGCUGUUAAAGGUGCUUAUAGAAUGUUUAAAGAUGAUAAAGAUCCAAUGUGUUAUUUAAGAGCUGGUUUAAGGGGUAAUGUUUGUUUAAUUAAAGCUGAUGUACCAGUUGCUGAAUUAGGUUGGCAUAUUAUUAAUCAUAGAGUUGAUGCAAUUGAUUCAUAUCGAAUGUUUACAUUAAGUGAUGGUUAUACAUAUCAAUGGACUUAUAGAGGACAAUGGUUAGAGAAAAUUCAUAAUUUAGGUGAAAAAGAAUCAGAAAUUAGAGAAAGAAUUGGACAAGUAACAUUUAAUGGACCUUAUGGUUUUACAUUAUAUAUUGAUGAAAGUAAAAUGUAUAAAGAAAUAGCAUUAACAACAGCAUUAAUAUCAUUUAUUGAUCAAUGGAGUACAAAUUUAGAAAUUGGUGGAAUUUAUUAUGCUAAACAGCACGAAAAUGUACGUUGGAAGCGAGAUUAG
Insectozyma verbasci is the source of this 1043-nucleotide messenger RNA. NCBI's taxonomy places the organism in Eukaryota, Fungi, Ascomycota, Pichiomycetes, Serinales, Debaryomycetaceae. The record is from the annotation of a GenBank genome assembly.